CCUGACAGCCGGUCCCUGCCGGCAGUGCCUGACGGUGCCGGGAGGCCCCGGGACCGCUCCGCGGCUCUUCGCCUUCUUCCUCUCCCGCUGCAGCCGGGACGAGCCGCAGGCCAGCUUCGAGUGCGUGCGGCUGGCAGUGCCCCGGUGAGCCCCCCGCCGCCAAGCCGAGGGUCCGGUGGGCUGUGGGGCUGCUCACUCGUACCCCCCCUGAGCCAGCCCUCUCCCAUUCUCCUGGUCACCUUUGCACUCGACCUGUGCCAGCAGCACAGUGUCAGCCCCAGCCCUGGCACUGCCGAUGGUGCUGCAACACCCAUGGAUGCGAGCACUGCCCAUGAGCAGUACCUCCCAUCACUGUUCAGCCCCCGGUUGUGUCCUAUCCUGCUCACGGUCUCCAGUGGCAGCCCAGGAUUUUGGGGGCUGAAAAUCCCCAACAGCCUCUCAUUGUUCGCAGCAUCCUCAGCCCACAGUCCCUGUAGGGGCAUUCAGCAUGCUGGAGCAGCAGCAGCCUUGGAGACGGGGCCUCUCUGGGGACAGGCUGCCUUCUCUCUUGGGGUGCCCGCCUUGCAAGGUCUUCUCUGGGCUUUGCAUGGGAUAGAGAGCAUGGGCUGGGCUUGGCUGGCGGGAGGUAUUGUCUUCUCUCAGACUAGGUCAGAGCUGGCUGGACAGCGUGGGCAGCAUCCAGGAAAAAAUCACAGUCUGUGCCUCAGAGGGCAUCUACCCACUGCUGCGGGAGCGUGUGUCCCAAUCUAAGGAGUCCUGGAGCAGAGCAGUCACUGAGGUGGAUGCAGCUGUGCCUGGCUAUGGAGACGGGGGCUGCCUUCCCUGGGACCUGCUGGCUCUGGGAUGUGGCAGCUGCUUGCCAUGGCCACGGGCAACAGCUCUGCAAAGGUGUCACGGCUCCCGAGAAGGCAGGCACGGUCAGCGUGCUGCAGCAGAGCUCCCUCUGUCAUGUCCACGAGGGCAAGAACCACGGGCCAACAGCAGCCAGCCCCAGGGCUGCUGCUCAAAGCCUGGUUCAGCUCCUGGCCCUGCGGCCCCACCGCAAGCACGAGCUCCUGCAGCGGCUGGCGGGGAUGCAGGCAGGCAGGCCCGACUGGGCAGGGCUGCUGGCUGCCCUGGAGGAGGUGGCAGACCUGGAUCCCACAGAGUGCUGCUACCGCCUGAAGGAGUCACUGGUGGGGCGGGUGCAGGAGGACUGGCCGGGGUACACGGCCCAGGAGCGCCGGCAGGUUGCCCUGCUGCAGCACAGGCAUCCGAAGGCGCUUCCCCAGCCUAGGUCUCUGGUCACCCCCUUCUUGUGCUCCAGCAGUCAGCCCCACGGCCCCGCAGCCCGGUCCUUCCUGGUGCCUCUGCAGCAACCGCUGGAGUGCGGCUCCCCUCCGGCUGCUGGCGGAAACCGUCUGGGGGUGAAGCGCCUGGCACUGCUGGAUUUCUCCAACCCAAGAGUCAGCAAGAGGCACCGGAGCUGCCUGCGGACAUUUGGCACAAGGCAGCCAGGAGCAUGGGGCCAGCAGCAGGCUGGGCCUCUGCCCCCGAGUAGCGACACCAGGGAGCUGCAGGGUGCAGAACGGGGGGAGAGCAGAGAAGAGGCAGACAAUGACCAGGAGGAGGGCGCCCUGUGCCCCGAGCAGCGCUGCUCUGCACCCAGAGACACCAGGUCCCAGCCCAGCAGCUCCUCCUUAGCAGAGAUCCCGGAUUACUUGCGAAAAUACCAUACCAUCCGCUCAGCAGAGCAAUGCAGGUCUUAUGAGGCAGCGUUCAAUGCAGACUAUGCUGAGUACCGCUACCUGCACGCUCGCAUUGCUGGUGUGAGCCAGAAAUUCAUUCAGCUGGGAGCUAGAAUGAAGACAUUGAAGCAAGGAACAGAGGAGCACCAGGCACUUGAAGCUAAGAUUGUGUAUGAAUACAGUCACUUCAAGAAGAGUUAUCCUAAUUACCAGCAGGAGAAGAACCGCUGUGAAUACCUGCACCAGAAGCUCUCCCACAUCAAAAGUCUGAUUCUACAGUUUGAAGGCAGAGGAAGCUCCUAAGCACACCACUGCUAGGAUUCCUUUUUUUUUUUUUUCUUCUCAGGACUUGUUCUUCCUGGAACAGGGGAAAAGUUGGGAGGAAUUAGGCCCCAAAAAAUGCAUUAGACUAAGGGUAACGUUGGUGAAUGUCCCACAGCCCUUGGGUAGUUGCUACCUGGGGCAGCUGCCAGGCUGCUGUAGAAAGAAGCUGUCCCAGCUGCCUGCCAGGCUGCAUUACCAGUUGUGAAAUGUUUCUCUACUCUGUAACAAAGUACGUGGCCUGGGCACAAGCAGUAACACUCACCAAGAGCAGGCACUCAGCCACACUCUUAGAAAAACAUCACCUGUGCUCAGUACCUGGCUGCCACUGGUUCUGAAGUCAGACUAGACCAGAUGGCAAGGAUCGAAAAAGCUGCUUCUUACCCAGAGCAGGACAGUGCCUUGUCCAUUAGGGAACCAGCACUCCAGUGUGGUUUUACAGAAGAUAAAUAGGUCCUGUUAUAAUCCUAUUUCUUGUAUUAGUGUCUGGAUCUGCAGCCAGCUUCAGGGAUCCUACCAGCUUGAGGUGCAAGGGAGUCAGGUUUUGCUCUAGGACACCACCAAAAAGGGGCCUUGAUACCUGUGCUUGGACACAGACCACUUGGCAGCCAGCAGCAGAGUAGAGAAGGUAGAUGUGGUUUAGUAUACAGAUGUAGUAGAGAUUCUUGUAUUUCAGAACUGAUACUACAUAGCUGCUGUAGCCAGAGAACUACGUGCUAAGUGUUGUAUGAUCAUCUGUACCUGGAAGAUUUCAGCAGAAAUAAAAAACUGGUACACUGCCUUUGGGGGAAGAAACCACAAAGAAA
Anas platyrhynchos (mallard) is the source of this 2854-nucleotide messenger RNA. The record is from RefSeq and is a predicted model, not a curated record. Lineage: Eukaryota; Metazoa; Chordata; Aves; Anseriformes; Anatidae.